CUAUAGAGAGAAACAACUAAAAGAACGAACAAAAUUUCGAAUAGACCACAAAGGAAUGAAAUUGUAACUUUAAAAAUAAUCAGUCGCCAAAUUGCAGUGUAAUAUAGAAAACGUGAAAAUCAAAUCAAAGUUGUAACGGGAAAUUUAAGUGUUGGAAUAGAAAAUUUAAAAUAGCAGUGAAAUAAAAUUAAUAAAAAUAAUUUAAUAAUUUAAUUAAUAAAUUAAAAAUAAUAAUCGAUUGCAUACAAAAAAAUAAUCUCUUUAAUUAUUCAACAUACUAAAUAAAAGAGCUGUGAACAUAAAACAACAACAAAAAUAUUAACAAUUCACCUGCAAAAUGCCAGAACCAAGUUUUCUUACACUCUACUCGUUAACACCGGAACCACCGAAAAAAUCACCCAUCAUUAAAUUGUCAUGUGGCAUCGGUGAUACCGAUGGUUUUCCUGCGUUUGAUGUUGAUUCUGAUCAAUACGCCACCAAAGAUGACUCAACAUGGGGUUUCCUCAUUACGGGUGGCGCUGAAUUUCAUAUGCCACUAACCGUAUUUCAGGUAACACCCGACGGCUUAGCUGAUAAGGGUGGCAUUUGUUUGGGUGACAUUAUAUUGGAAAUCAACGAAGAGGACGCCACACAAUUGACUCUGUCCCAGGCUCACGAAAAAAUAGACGCCAGUGUCAAGAAAAUUCAAUUAAUGGUUAAAAGCAUGGAUGACGAAGAACCCAUGGAAGGCUAUGAGCCCGGAGAAGAAAGAUCAAUUGUGCUGAGGGUGCCAAAACCACCCCCACCUCCGAAAGAAUUUACCCCCACUCCAUUGCUAGGCUCCCGUUGUUGGCAUCCCAUUAUGUGGACAGAACCUCCACCACCACCCAAACCAAAGAAAAAGAAAACUAAAACUGAAAUCGAUGCAGACGGCAACGAAGUUAUAAUUGAAUUGAGCGAAGAUGAGUCUUCCGACGAUGAAGAGGAGGAGUUGCCACAUCAUCGUAUCGUACGGAAUAUCAGACGUUUCUUUGCCGAAGUCAAAGAUAAAGAUUUAAAAGCUCGCAUCACAGAGGACAUGUUGCUGGCAUUGCCUACAGCUUCCAAAGAUAAUUAGUUUUGAAUUUUCUUUUAAUUCAAAAUUGUUUACAAUUUUUUUUUAUUUAUUUAAUAAUUAACCUGUUAUACAUACAUAUAUACAUAUUUUAAAUACAAAUUUAUUAUUAUUUAGUUAAGUAGAUAAUGUUAGAAAAUAAUAAUAAAAAUAAAGAAAUAUUUUUCAAAAUACCUGAAAUUAAA
Calliphora vicina (urban bluebottle blowfly) is the source of this 1278-nucleotide messenger RNA. Its product is annotated as PDZ and LIM domain protein 7-like. The coding region runs from base 338 to 1096 and encodes 252 amino acids. The transcript has 6 exons. Gene Ontology annotation, biological process: muscle structure development; actin cytoskeleton organization. The record is from RefSeq and is a predicted model, not a curated record. Gene Ontology annotation, molecular function: actin binding; muscle alpha-actinin binding. Gene Ontology annotation, cellular component: adherens junction; filamentous actin; stress fiber. Lineage: Eukaryota; Metazoa; Arthropoda; Insecta; Diptera; Calliphoridae.